Molecule: messenger RNA, 2757 nt
Organism: Salpingoeca rosetta
Lineage: Eukaryota; Choanoflagellata; Craspedida; Salpingoecidae
Exons: 4
Coding region: 95-2521 (808 amino acids)
Biological process (GO): cilium assembly; cilium movement
Cellular component (GO): cilium
Source: RefSeq, a predicted model, not a curated record
GCAAAGCGAAGCUAUCCACCACCGUAUCCAAGCACACCAGAAGAAGCAGAGCGGAUACAGCUGCCGCGUUUGAGUGAGUGAACAAACUGCGGCGAUGUCGUCGGUGUCAUCUUCGCACCUGCGCCAGCCACCGCAGCCUCCACCCCCGUCAUCAUCAUCGAGAGGUGCUGGCGCGUCGUACAGGCGCAGGAGAGGGAAGGUCGCUGGCAAGUCUGCCGCAAAACAGAAACAACAACAGCAACAGCAACAACAACAACAACAACAACAGCAACAACAGCAGCAGCAGCAGGAGCAGGAGCAUGGCACAAUCAAGUUUCCAGAGAAGUUGAAGGGGCAAGCCGGCAUCAAUGCGGUGCUCAACCAGCAUAUGACACAUCUGCACGCAGAUCACGCCGUAUGUCCUCUCUCAGAACGCUUCAGAUCAUCAAGGAAACAGCGGGAGGUCGAGUUCUUGCAGGCGCUCAAGGCAUUGCGGAGCAAAGGCCCGGGUAUUGGCAGCGAUCAUCUCUCCCACGAUGACCGACGUCACAUCUUGGCAAACCGCCGUGCGCAGGAGCAGGAGUACCAGACGCUAUUGGAGACGAGCGAGGCUGCCGUGCAAGAAGCCAUGCAACGCUCCACGACACAGCUUGAUGCUCGGCCCGUUCGAGUCGUCCGCUUCCUCAACGAAGACGUUCACGAAGGGCUGCUUGACAAGCUGACGUUCAUACAAAAGCCGGCCGAGGAUCUGCUGCGGCGACUGCAGGCGCACGCGCGCUUUCAGCAGGCAGCACGACAGGUUGUUGUCCGCAUUCGCGCGGGAAAACGGCUCGCUCACUUCCAGCAAUAUGGCCGGCAGGAGGCGCAGCGCACGCUGGAGCGGCAGCGGCGCAUGCAGCGGCACAGGGCCCGCGCGCUGGCUGAAGCAUUUGUUGAUCCGCAAACGCUGGACGCUGAUGAACUGGGCCGUGACGAUGCGCUCGCACUCGAUGAUGACGACAGCGAGGAUGACGAUGACGACGGUACCGGCGAUAAUGACAGCCGUGCGCGUGCGCGUGGAGAUGAGGCCGACCAGUAUGCUGCACCCGCUGAACACGUGGGGCCAGCCAGUGAAAUGUAUGGCAGUGGUGAUCUGGCAGCAGGUGCCGGCCAGGGGAGGAGCCGACGCACGACAGCAGCAGCAACAGCAGCAACAGCAGCGGCGGCGGCAGCGUCACGUUCGUUAGAUGGGCCUGCAUCCCUCAGUGCCGGCAUUGCACCCAUUGUGUUUUCGACAGCGCCUGUGAGCGACUUUCCUCCGCGCAAGCGCGACUCUGCAAUCACGAUACACGGCCCACGCCAGCGGACAGCAGCUGGCGUUGGUGACGGCAGCGGGAUGGGGGUGAGCCCCUCUACCUCCUCCACAUCCACGUCAUCAUCAGCAACAGCAGCAACAGGGGCACCGGGAACAGCAGCAACAGCAGGCGGACCAGCAUCGGCUGCAGCAACCAAACCAACAGCAGGAGCAGCAGGAACAGGUGUGGCGGGCGUGACGGGCAGCAUCGCACCGGGCACAAUCACUGCUGCGGAGUCGCCGGCAUCGUGGUCGUCGCUUGCACUGGAGGUCCCGCUGGAGAGCGCGCGUCUUGGCUACGACGUGCAUCUGCGGCAUGCGCGGCUGGUGCGCGGGUGCCAGCCCGUGUGGGACGAGUCUGACGUGCAGCUGCACAUGCUGCUGCUCUCCGACAGCGACGAGGAGGAGGAGGAGGAGAACGGUGCCGAGGCUGAUGGCGAUGGUGAUGGGAAUGAUGAUAACGAAGAUGGCACCGUGGAAGCUGUUGGCAGCACGGGUGCACGCGGCGGCGGCGGUCGGCGAGGUGCUGCCGAUGAUGCGAAGGCGGCCGGCAGGGGAGCGCGCACGGGGGCGUCGGCGUCGUCGUCGUCGCCUCCGCCACUGAAGAAGAGCGCACGAUCAACGCCAGCACGCAACGCCAGCAGCAGCAGCAGCAGCGGCAGCAAGAGCACCAUCGGCGCCAGCAGCAGUAAAACCGAGUCUGCAGCAUCUGCAGCGAAUGGCCGCAAGGGCGGCGUUGGCGUUGGUGGCGUUGGUGGCGUUGGUGGCGGUGCCGUGCGCGGGAACCAGGCUGCGCCAAGCCCGCUGGCCCACGUGACUGGUGGUGACGGCGGUGGUGAUGGCGGUAGCGGUGAGCGGAAGGACAGCACGGGGAGCAGCGGCUCGCGGCGGCGGCUGAGGCGCAAGGUGACGCCGAUGGAAGGGCCGUCAGUGCGGUCCACACCAGUUGCGGCCGGGCGGGAGAAGGCCAGUGCACUCAUGUCGUCUGCCAUGCUGGAAGAGGAUGAAGAAGAAGAAGAAGAAGAGGAAGAGGAGGAAGAGAGUGGAGCAGAAGAUGUGCAGGGGAGAGGGGAGGCUGGUGCAGAAGGGAAGGGCGUGGCUGCGCAGGCGCCGGUCCCACCUCGCCCAGCGAAUGUGGUGCUGGCCGUGCACGACGAGGACGAGGACGCGGACGACGGCGACGACGCAGGCAAGGAAUCCACGGCCUGAGCUGUAUGCUGUGUUGUAUCGUGAUGUCAUCCCUGUUGUUGGGUGAGCGCGGGGUGGGGAAGGGGGUGAGGGAGGGAGCACAAGCGCAAGCAAGUAAGCGAGCGAGCGAGCGAACUAACGAGUGACAUGAUGUGAUGUGACAUGAAUGAAGGAAGUGCACUCAUGAUGACCACGCCACACACGCGCCAAUGGCAUGAUUUGAUGAACAACAAUAAACAAAGCAAAGCUCCAACACC